Molecule: messenger RNA, 1691 nt
Organism: Calliphora vicina (urban bluebottle blowfly)
Lineage: Eukaryota; Metazoa; Arthropoda; Insecta; Diptera; Calliphoridae
Product: transmembrane protein 181
Exons: 8
Coding region: 30-1655 (541 amino acids)
Molecular function (GO): toxic substance binding
Source: RefSeq, a predicted model, not a curated record
UACAACAAUUGUUUGUAGAAAACAGCACAAUGACCAAACCACCCUCUGAUACCAGUGGCUUGGGCUAUGCCUAUCAUUUGCCUUCAGGCGGCCUGUUGUUGCGCCUGAAAAACUCCCUGUCCCAAUUUAGUGAUUUAUUCAGUGAAUUCAAUAAAUAUAUAGCACCAGCAUAUCAUCAUGAUCGUUGUGAGAGAUCGGUACACAUGCGUUUGUACUCGAUGCAUAAAAGAGAGUUUGUUAUGGUUUUCCUGGGAUUUUUUACCUGCUUUGGUUUGGGCAUUAUUAUCGGCCUCACCGGACCUCCAAUUACUAGCACCACACAAAUAACCGCCAAAACUAUAUUAAAUCGUACAUCCUUGGCUAAUUCCUCAAAUGUAUUGGCCACCGGACCCUUUGCCAUGAAAUCGCCUCUGAUGACCACCUAUUCACAGCAAUUGUGGUUGAUAGCCAAACUUGUGACCAACAAUAAUGAUGAUGAAAAAUAUGACAAACGUUUCUAUGUCAGCGUGUCCAUUGAUGGCAUCACCGAGCAACAUAAACCCCUAAGUAUUUUAACCUCUGCUAAUUUGCAUAAUCGGACACGAAAUUUAUCCUGUAAUCGCAACGAUUGUGAGGAAUUCACCAUUAUGCAUUUGGGUUUUUUGGAAUAUGCUCAUUAUAUUAUAACGGUGAGAUUUUUGGGUUUGGAGUCGUUUCAUCAGAAAUACAAUAUUACAGGCAUAAAAUUUUAUUUCAAAACUUAUAGUCCGGAAUUUACACAAAUAGAAAUCUGGUUUCGUUUUAUAUUUCUGCUAUUUACUUUUAUUGUUAUCUGUUGGUAUGCUCAUGCCUUGCGUAAAUAUCCGAUUUAUGAUUGGUCCAUAGAACAGAAAUGGAUAUCGGUUUUAUUGCCUUUGAUGCUGUUAUAUGAUAAUCCCUUUUUCCCCUUGAUAUUUCUUAUGAACUCUUGGCUGCCGGGUAUGUUGGAUGCCGUAUUGCAGGCUACAUUUCUAUGUGCCCUGCUAAUGUUUUGGUUGUGCAUCUAUCAUGGUCUGAGGCAAAAUGAAAGAAGAUUUGUGAGAUUUUAUUUGCCCAAAAUUAUCGUCGUUUUGCCCAUAUGGCUGUGUGCCAUUGUGUUGGCCACCUGGGAGAAAUGUAAUGAGCUUAAAGAUCCCACUUAUAGUCAUUUUGUGGAUACCAAAAAUUAUAAUGGUUUUAAAAUGUUUUUCUAUAUUGCGGGAUUAAUGUACAUUUUAUAUUUGGCCAUGCUGAUACUGAGAGCGUAUACGGAACUAAGAUCAAUGCCAUUUUUUGAUAUGCGUUUGAAAUUUUUAACUUUACUUAUGUUGUUUGUUAUUACGAUUACCAUAACUGUGACCACUUGCCGUUUCGGUUUUGGCAUAUUGGAGGAUAAUUUUGUGGCCUCUUUGAAUACCACCUACAAGAGUUCAGCACAGUUUAUGUGUUUCUAUGGUCUAUUAAAUUUCUAUUUAUUUACAAUGGCUUAUGUUUAUGCACCCAGUGGUAGAUUUUCUCAAGCCGAAAUAUCUGUUACUAAAGAUAAUCCUGCCUUUUCCAUGAUCAAUGACUCGGAUGAAGAAGUGGUUUAUGGCUCGGAAGAUGAAUCCCGUCGCCCGUUAACCGUAUCUGGUAAAAACGAUUACGAUAGCGAUUAGUUAGUACUAACUAUAUAUUCAAAUUUAACACAAAAC